AUCUCUUGCAUUUCUUCGUACCCUUCAAAGCUUAAAAAGCUUUAAUUUAAGCAAAUUUCUUUUCCUUUCUGUGUUUUCUGUGAGUUUAACAUUUUACAUUCAUCUUUUUAAAGUAUGUAUCUUUGCAAGAAUUCCACCAUUUGAAAAGUUUAACUUUUUAACCUUUUCUAGAGGCCUCUCUUUAGUUUUUCAAAUUUGGUGAUGAGAAAUUAAUUUCUAUAAAAACAAAGAUUUUAGCAUAAAUUAGUGACGUGACUCUGAAUAAAGAAAAUUUCCUUUAAAAACAAAAAAUUAUUCAUAUAUUAUUUACUAGAUAGCUGUCCAAAUGUUUUCAUAUUAAACACUGAAAACGAUGGGACUGCUUAAUUUUGAACUUUGUUUUGGAUUGUUUUGUUGUCUCUUGUUAAAAUAUCUCUUCUGCCAAUGACUUGCGGAUCUUGAUGACAACAAUUUUCUUCCUGCAAGAGGAAUUGAUUCCAUUGCCAUGGAUAUGAAGGCAAAGCAAUUGACAGUGAUCGGAACAGUUGAUCCUGUAAACGUGGUAAGCAAAUUACGCAAGUACUGGCCAACGGACAUAGUGUCAGUAGGGCCAGCUAAAGAGCCAGAGAAGAAGGAGGAGCCAAAGAAGGAAGAACCCAAGAAAGAGGAGGAACAAAAGAAAGAAGAGCCCAAGAAGGAAGAGGAGCAGAAGAAAGAAGAGCCUAAGAAGGAAGAACCAAAAAAAGAAGAACCCAAGAAAGAGGAAGAGAAGAAAGAAGAGGAGAAAAAGCCACAGCCACCGCCAGACCCCGUUUUGGAGCUUGUCAAGGCCUACAGAGCAUAUAAUCCUCACAUGACCUCUUAUUACUAUGUUCAAAGCAUGGAAGAGAAUCCAAAUGCUUGUGUUAUUUGUUGACUAGGCAUUGGUAAAAAUGGUGAGGGAUUUCUCAAAUUGGUGAUGGAUUUGAAUGUCAUCGAUGAGAAUAGGAGGUAAACCAAAGAAGCGAACUCCUUUGUAUAUAGAUGGUGACGCCUCGUUAAUCCUUUUUUUCAUGUAUAAGUAAUGUGAUGUGUAGGGACUAGACUGAAUAAAUGAAAAUUUGGAAUUUGUUUUGAACCCAUCAA
Durio zibethinus is the source of this 1104-nucleotide messenger RNA. Lineage: Eukaryota; Viridiplantae; Streptophyta; Magnoliopsida; Malvales; Malvaceae. The record is from RefSeq and is a predicted model, not a curated record.